AGUCUUGCACAGGUGUACCGGCUCCUCCCCUACAGUCUUGCACAGGUGUACCGGCUCCUCCCCUACAGUCUUGCACAGGUGUACCGGCUCCUCCCCUUCAGUCUUGCACAGGUGUACCGGCUCCUCCCCUACAGUCUUGCACAGGUGUACCGGCUCCUCCCCUUCAGUCUUGCACAGGUGUACCGGCUCCUCCCCUUCAGUCUUGCACAGGUGUACCGGCUCCUCCCCUUAAGUCUUGCACAGGUGUACCGGCUCCUCCCCUUCAGUCUUGCACAGGUGUACCGGCUCCUCCCCUUCAGUCUUGCACAGGUGUACUGGCUCCUCCCCUUCAGUCUUGCACAGGUUUACCGGCUCCUCCCCUUCAGUCUUGCACAGGUGUACCGGCUCCUCCCCUCCAGUCUUGCACAGGUGUACCGGCUCCUCCCCUUCAGUCUUGCACAGGUGUACCGGCUCCUCCCCUUCAGUCUUGCACAGGUGUAUCGGCUCCUCCCCUUCAGUCUUGCACAGGUGUACCGGCUCCUCCCCUCCAGUCUUGCACAGGUGUACCGGCUCCUCCCCUCCAGUCUUGCACAGGUGUAC
Molecule: messenger RNA, 579 nt
Organism: Staurois parvus
Lineage: Eukaryota; Metazoa; Chordata; Amphibia; Anura; Ranidae
Source: the annotation of a GenBank genome assembly